Messenger RNA from Pleurotus ostreatus (oyster mushroom), 999 nucleotides. It is a transcript of the gene RCD1, whose product is annotated as Cell differentiation protein rcd1. Gene Ontology annotation, biological process: negative regulation of translation; mRNA catabolic process. The coding region runs from base 1 to 999 and encodes 332 amino acids. The record is from RefSeq and is a predicted model, not a curated record. The transcript has 5 exons. NCBI's taxonomy places the organism in Eukaryota, Fungi, Basidiomycota, Agaricomycetes, Agaricales, Pleurotaceae. Gene Ontology annotation, cellular component: CCR4-NOT core complex; CCR4-NOT complex; P-body.
AUGUCGGGGCUCGUUUCCCCAAAACCUAUGUCUUUUCUCCAGCAGCAUGCCCCUGCGUUCAACCCGUACGCAAGAGGCAUCUCCUACUCUGAGACUCCGCCCGCCCAGCUGGCUCACCCAGUUCCACACCAGCCCAUGGGCCAAUUUAUCAAUACCACCACCAUGCGAGCAAGCAGUACCGUGCACGAGGAUGGCAAAAUCUACGCCCUGGUGAUUGAUCUGCUGAAUCCCAGCGAGAGGGAGAGCGCCUUGCUGGAGCUCAGCAAGAAGAGGGAACAGUAUGAUGACCUUGCAUUGGUGCUAUGGCAUUCGUUUGGAAUCAUGCCAGCUCUGCUGCAGGAGAUAGUCUCCGUGUAUCCGAUGCUGUCACCGCCCAAUUUGACGGCCCACGUUUCCAAUCGUGUUUGUAAUGCCCUUGCGUUGCUGCAGUGCGUGGCCUCGCACUCGGAAACGAGGCAAUUAUUCCUCAACGCGCACAUACCCCUCUUUUUAUACCCCUUCCUGAACACCACCUCCAAAACCCGACCGUUUGAAUACCUUCGCUUAACGUCUCUCGGCGUUAUCGGGGCUCUUGUAAAGCAAAAUGACAACAAUACCGUGAUCCACUUCUUAUUGUCGACGGAGAUCAUCCCCCUCUGCCUGCGCAUCAUGGAAACCGGCUCCGAGCUCUCUAAAACCGUGGCCAUAUUCAUCGUGCAGAAGAUCCUCCUCGACGAGACGGGCUUGAACUACAUUUGUCACACCUAUGAACGCUUCUACGCCGUUGGCACCGUGCUCGGCAAUAUGGUCAACCAACUCGUCGAGACGCAGGCAGUUCGGUUAUUGAAGCACGUUGUGAGGUGCUACUUGCGCCUCAGUGACAAUAUGAGGGCUCGUGAGGCCUUACGGGCGUGUCUCCCUGAACCUCUCCGUGACCAAACUUUCAGCUCCCUCCUUAAGGGAGAUAUGGUGACUAAACGAUGUCUCACGACUCUGCUCAAUAACCUUAAUGAAGCAUAA